AUGGACGCGGUUGACACAGCUGCUGAACAUUCUGACUCGACCAGUGGUUCACAGUCAGGACAAGGAACGAAAAAGAAGCGAAGAUCUCGUAGAUCUCUCCAACAGAGAGCUGCUGAGCGUAACUUGGCACCUGUGACACCUGGUGGAACUAACCAGUCAACAAAACAGGCUACCAAGGCAACCGUAAAGGCUACUGAGCAGCGUGGGAAUUCACAAAACCCGCCGGUGAAUCAGCAGCAGAACCUAAAUGCGCAGAAUCGCGGUGCGAUUCCCAGAAAUCCACCAGUACAGCAGCAACAACCUCCGAGGGUGUCAAAUCCACCUAUAAAUAACCUUCCGAGCGGUCAAGUGAAUCCAUCCGGUGGUAAUCGAUCGCCUCCUGGGUUCAACAACAACAAUAAUCAGCCGUUUGUCCGGAAUUCAAGUCAAAUGGGACAAAACAGAGUCGUACGUCCAAGAUUCUGUUAUAAUUGUGGCUCAUUAGAACACUUAGGCUACUUUUGCCAUGAACCACGCCGGGACGUCUGCAUGAGAUGCGGAAAAGUUGGAAAGACAGCUGUUACGUGUGUCUGUAACGUCGACAGUCGUCCUAAUGCCUUCCAGUUACCAAAAAACGACAACGCAGCCCGCCAGUAG
Molecule: messenger RNA, 636 nt
Organism: Microplitis demolitor
Lineage: Eukaryota; Metazoa; Arthropoda; Insecta; Hymenoptera; Braconidae
Product: dr1-associated corepressor homolog
Exons: 1
Coding region: 1-636 (211 amino acids)
Molecular function (GO): zinc ion binding; nucleic acid binding
Source: RefSeq, a predicted model, not a curated record